AUGCGAGAGCAGUAUAUGCGUAAUGGACGUGGCUUUCUGCUGGUCUAUUCGGUAACGGAUGUUCGCAGUUUCGAGGAAGCCCCCAAACUUUUCGAGCAAGUAUUACGAGUCAAAGACAAAACGGAAUAUCCUGUGCUGCUUGUGGCAAAUAAG
Molecule: messenger RNA, 153 nt
Organism: Gongylonema pulchrum
Lineage: Eukaryota; Metazoa; Nematoda; Chromadorea; Rhabditida; Gongylonematidae
Source: the annotation of a GenBank genome assembly